GACGUACCGCGAUAGCCUCAUUCUGCUCGGCAUACCUCGGUUGAUUUCCUAGACCUACAUGUACCGCGUGAUUCGUCCGAGAGGUGCCGACUGCUUUUACACCGCACAGCGAUACCACUACCAGAAUAAUGGCUCAGAAAGGAUUGUCGGAUGAAGAAGUAGCAAAGGCUUGUCAACAACCAGAUGAAGCAACAAAGGACUUCUUUUUCCAACAAACCAUGAUUCGAGUGAAAGAUCCCAAAAAGUCCCUUGAAUUCUACACAAAAGUUAUGGGAAUGAGGUUAUUGAAGAAAUUUGAUUUUCCUGCCAUGUCCUUUUCAUUGUACUUUAUGGGUUAUGAUAAGGCUGAGAAUAUUCCCCAGAAUGAGACGGAAAGAAGUCGCUACUGUUUCCAGCAAAAGGCCACCUUGGAACUUACCCAUAACUGGGGAACAGAGAAUGAUCCUGAACAAUCCUAUCACAAUGGUAACAGUGAUCCUAGAGGCUUUGGUCACAUUGGCAUUGUGGUACCUGAUGUAGAUAAAGCCUGUGAACGCUUUGAGACACAUGGAGUGGAAUUUGUGAAGAAGCCAAAUGAUGGUAAGAUGAAAGGGCUAGCUUUUAUCAAGGACCCUGAUGGAUACUGGAUUGAGAUUUUAAAUCCCAACAACAUGGCUUCUGUUUAAUUGAAGCAAUAUUGACUAAUUAAUAUACAAGACUUUACAAUUUAGUCAUAGCAUCCCGAUUCUUCGUUCUUGGAUCCAAUUUAACCAGCUUCAUUUGUAUUUCAUUAUGUGAAAUAAUGAAACAUUUAAUUAUUAUGUUCCUUUACCAAAUAUGUAAUAAAAACAAUGUUUAGAAAGAAUUAAUGAUACUUUAACUUGAAAUUAUCAGAAGAUUAAUACAUGUGUAUUGAUGUUAGCAAAAAUUUAAGAAGCCUUUUCAAAAAUGUUAUAUUGCAGCGGGUUGUUGUUGUUGUUGCUUAUGUAGUAUCUUCAAGUUUGCAAUAAGGGUGGGUUUUUUUUAUUGAAGGGGCUUUUAAAUUAUGUACAGUACAUAUAGUGUGCAAACAGCUAAAUUUAUCAUUGAUAUUGAUUAAUUCAUGUCAUAUAUAAGGGCAGUAUAUGUUAGUAUGGGGUAUACAAUAUUGAUGCAAGUUCGAGCAGUAUUGUUGUGGUGAGUAAUUUUAGUUUAAUUUACUGGAAUAUGGAUGAGCACAUUGUUGAUCAUUUAGAUCGAACGUCUUCCACGCUUUGAUUGUCUAUUUUAUAAAAUUUCUUGUUAGUGUUAUUUUUUCUGAAAUGACAAUAAAGAGGCAUUUUUAUUCGUAA
Messenger RNA from Ostrea edulis (European flat oyster), 1310 nucleotides. RefSeq names its product lactoylglutathione lyase-like. The coding region runs from base 129 to 665 and encodes 178 amino acids. Gene Ontology annotation, molecular function: metal ion binding; lactoylglutathione lyase activity. NCBI's taxonomy places the organism in Eukaryota, Metazoa, Mollusca, Bivalvia, Ostreida, Ostreidae. The record is from RefSeq and is a predicted model, not a curated record. The transcript is spliced from 7 exons.